CGUCGCAAAUGCUGGAGGACCGGAAAACCCUGCGGGUUUAAGCUCUCUGAUUGGGCAAAGAUCCCGGACUGACACGUGACGAAUCUUGUCCCCAGCCAAUCAGAGGAAGAAGGCGUUGAGGUCCUUUGGGAAAGGGAGGGCGAAAGAUUCUUGAGAAUCACCAAUGAGCGGGCGCGAGGUGAGGCUGCCAUCCUACGCCGCCGAAGCGGGAAAUUCUUCAGACUAGCCCCUGGCGGGCUGAGCUGAGGCUUCAUGGAGGGACCGAAUGCAGAAACUGCUAAUGCUAUCAGACCUAUAGAUCGUAAGUCAGUUCAUCAGAUCUGCUCAGGACAAGUGGUGCUUAGUCUGAGCACCGCUGUCAAGGAGCUGUUAGAAAAUAGUGUGGAUGCUGGAGCCACUAAUAUCGAUUUAAAGCUUAAGGAAUAUGGAGCUGAUCUUAUUGAAGUUUCAGACAAUGGUCUUGGAGUAGAAAAAGAAAACUUUGAAGGCUUGACUCUGAAACAUCACACUUCUAAGAUUCAAGAUUUCUCUGAUCUAACACACGUUGAAACAUUUGGCUUUCGAGGAGAGGCUCUGAGCUCAUUGUGUGCAUUGAGUGAUGUUACGAUUUCAACUUGUCACAAAUCAGCCACAAUUGGAACGCGAUUGAUCUUUGAUCACAAUGGGAAAAUUGUUCAAAAGACCCCUUACCCCCGACCACAAGGGACAACUGUCAGUGUUCAGCAAUUGUUUUCUACCCUGCCUGUGAGACAUAAAGAAUUUCAACGAAAUAUUAAAAAGGAAUUCACCAAAAUGGUACAGGUAUUACAAGCAUACUGUAUCAUUUCAACAGGUAUUCGAAUAAACUGCACCAAUCAGGUUGGACAAGGAAAACGACAGACUAUUUUGUGCACAAAUGGAAACUCCACAGUAAAGGAAAAUAUUGGAGCAGUGUUUGGACAAAAACAGUUGCAAAGCCUCAUUCCCUUUGUGCAGCUGCCACCUAGUGAAUCAGUUUGUGAAGAGUAUGGUAUUGACUAUAGUGAUGCACUACAUAAUCUCUUUAGUAUUUCAGGUUUUGUUUCCCAUUCUGACCAUGGUGUUGGAAGGAGUACAACAGAGAGGCAGUUUUUCUUUAUCAAUCAACGGCCUUGUGACCCUGCAAAGAUUUCCAGACUAGUGAAUGAAGUCUACCACUUAUACAAUCGGCACCAGUAUCCAUUUGUUGUUCUUAACAUUUCUGUUGAUUCUGAGUGUGUGGAUAUCAAUGUAACCCCAGACAAAAGACAAAUUUUAUUACAGGAAGAGAAGCUUUUGUUGGCAGUGAUAAAGACAUCUAUGAUAGGAAUGUUUGACAGUAGUGUUAACAAACUUAGUGUCAACCAGAAGCCAGUUUUAGACAUUGAAGGUAAUUUAUUAAAGAUGUGUUCAACAGAGAUGGAAAAACCCCCUCCAGAAAAGGAGAAGAAUCUCAUCUCACCACAUACUAAAGGAGAAGAGAAAAGAACAUUAACUAUUGCCAGAUUACGGGAAGCAUUUUCUCUUCAUCAUACAGUAGAGCACAAUUCUCAGAAUCUGAAAACUCGUAAACAACCACAAGAUUCUCCAAGACAGAGAAAUCUUUGGUCAUUUUGCAGCACUCCAAGUCCUGUAAACUCCCUCAAACCAAUCGCUGGCGAAGAGUGCAGCAGUCAGGAGGAGAUGCUGGAGCCAAACCCACACAGACACAGCAGUAUGAAUCCAAAGCCAGUAGACAGUGACAAAGAUUCGGGACACAGUAGCACUUCCACACAGUCUGAUGCAGGUCUCAGCACCCCAGAGAGGGGUACACAUGUUGGCAGGGAAUGUGUCACGAGUUCGCUUGAGGAAGGUUACACAUUUUCAGAAGAAAGUGUUGAACCUUUUAAGAAAUCACCAGAAACUGACAGUCAAUUUUCAGUCACAGAAUGUAGUUUGGAAGAAAAAGGUAUUGAGAAUGACUUCAGAAAUUUGCCUCAGCCAAGCAAUAACUCACCACCAAAAGGGAAGCGAUUUAAAAAGGAGGUGGCUUCUUUAAAUUUCAGUGUUCCCUCAAAGGUGAUGAAUUCUGAGGACUGUUCAGUAUCACAGGUGGAUGUAGCUAUUAAAGUUACUAAAAAAGAGGUGCCUCUUAACUUCUCCAUGAGUUCUUUAACUAAACGGCUGCAGCAGCUGCAGCAGCAGGAGCAACAAAGGGUAAAAGCACAGAAUUAUAGAAGAUUUAGGGCAAAGAUAAGCCCUGGAGAAAAUCAGGCUGCAGAAGAUGAACUAAGAAAAGAAAUAAGUAAAGAUAUGUUUGCAGAAAUGGAGAUCAUUGGUCAAUUUAACUUGGGGUUUAUAAUAACCAAGCUGAAUGCAGAUCUCUUCAUAAUUGAUCAACAUGCCACAGAUGAGAAAUACAACUUUGAAAUGUUACAAUUGCACACUGUUCUGCAAGGUCAAAGGCUAAUAAUACCUCAGACUCUUAAUUUAACUGCUAUCAAUGAAGCUAUACUAAUAGAAAAUCUGGAAAUAUUUAGAAAGAAUGGUUUUGAUUUUGUCAUUGAUGAACUUGCUCCAGUCACAGAAAGGGUUAAAUUGAUUUCCUUGCCAACUAGUAAAAAUUGGACAUUUGGACCACAAGACAUAGAUGAGAUGAUCUUCAUGUUAAGUGAUUGCCCUGGAGUCAUGUGCAGACCCUCUCGAGUUAGACAAAUGUUUGCCUCAAGGGCAUGUAGGAAAUCUGUUAUGAUUGGAACUGCUCUUAACAAGAAUGAAAUGAAGAAACUAAUCACUCAUAUGGGUGAGAUUGAGCAUCCCUGGAAUUGCCCACAUGGAAGACCAACUAUGAGGCACAUAGCUAGCUUAAACAUAAUUUCUCAAGACUAAUGAAUAAUUGUGCAUAAAAUUAUUCUCAUUUUGUAGAAUUGCAGAUUUUAUCAUGUAUUUUCCCAAUUUUGAAAGCAAAAAUUUAAGUAACCUUUUUUGUUUUAAAAAUCAGUGUGCUACAUUAUUUUCCAUGUAUAUUUAAAAUUUAUCUUUAUAUUUAACUCUGCUUGUGAAAUUUCUUGUUCUUACUGAUUUUAAAAAAAAUAUAUAUGUACAGCCAAAAACAUAUUUUGAGAAAUAAAGAGCAUGCUUUAGAUGUUAUAUAAGGCUUGAAUUCACACAUUCUUCACAGAAAAUAUAUUUAGUUUGUACUUUAAGCAUUACUGUCUAAACUAAUGUAAAUUUCAAGAACUUUGGAAUUAUGAUUUACUCUAAGAAUAGGUCUCCUAGCUGAAUGAAAUAAAAAAUUAACACUUUGAAUUUCCCUGUUAACUCCAUUAUGCUACAUUUUUAUUUCCUUGAUAUUAAAAUUCUAGAGAUUUUUAAUCAUGGGUGCAUAGUGUUAAUGCAAAUACAGAUCUCAUCUCAUUUGAACUUUAGUAGAAUGAAGAUAAAAAUGAAUAGAUUGGGUAGCUGUCAAAAUGGCUAGCAAAUAAAGAGGGGAAAAUCCACUACAGAACCUCCUCAUUCAUCUUAGAUCAUCACAGAAUUGCUAGCUGAUUAUAUUUUUAAAUUUUACAAUUAUUUUCCUUUAAAGAGUUUGUACAAAGCUGACAGAUCUUCUGAAAUAUGUAGAAUAUA
This is a messenger RNA of Vombatus ursinus (common wombat), 3606 nucleotides long. It is a transcript of the gene PMS2, whose product is annotated as PMS1 homolog 2, mismatch repair system component. The record is from RefSeq and is a predicted model, not a curated record. Gene Ontology annotation, biological process: mismatch repair. Bases 253 to 2865 code for a protein of 870 amino acids. Gene Ontology annotation, cellular component: MutLalpha complex. The transcript has 15 exons. Lineage: Eukaryota; Metazoa; Chordata; Mammalia; Diprotodontia; Vombatidae. Gene Ontology annotation, molecular function: ATP binding; ATP-dependent DNA damage sensor activity; mismatched DNA binding.